CAAAUCAUGAAUUCACCAUCUGUGUCUGAAAGUGGCUAUCUUGAUUUGCUGCACAGUGAUAUUGAUCCAUUGCAUCUGUAUACUCUCCUUGAUCCUAAGUCAUCUGGAAAUGAAGAAGGUGACUUCUCUGCAGACCCUGAAGCUGAUGCCUGCAACUGCGAUCAGUUCAAUAAUAUGGAUUUCCUGUGUACAAUGGAAAAUGGUGAAAAUGGGGAUGAAUUGUAUCUCUGUUCCAACACUGUAGAAGCUUAUGCUAGAAUAGCUGAAUUAGCAGAAUAUGUGCUCAAAGAUCAGCAGGAGAAGCAGGUGGAAGAUGCUUUUGCAGGAAAUCUUAUUUUGGAUGAAAUGACUGCUGAAAACACUGAGAAAUUUACUGACAUAAAGAUGCAAAAAUGUCACAAACGAACCUUCUUGGCCUCUGCAGAGAGUUGCUCUGGUGCUUCAGAACCCAAAUACAAGAAAAUUGUGGACAUCCCUGCAGUGUCUACAGGAAAUGGCAGUUUCUUAGCUAUGCCUCUCAACAGCCAUGCAGCUAGCUCCACCUCACUGACUAGCCAGCACAUGUCCUUUCUUGUUCCUGCUACCAAUGCGUUGGAAAGAAGUUUUGUAUUUCCUGGAUCUUCAGCACCUUUGAUUCCAGAGUGUCUACUUGUCGGCAUGAACCAAGAGAAUCCAGGCUUUGCAGAUCCUCCUCAGCAGAUACUGAACUUUGUUCUUGGAAAUGGCAUAUCUGAUGUUAUAAUAUAUCCAGUGCUGACUUCCACGGAAACACUGAUAUCCCCAGGUUUCCCAGUGAGUUUAUGUGGUUUAGAAAUGUUCAAAGAAGUCCAAGUUCCUGUAACUUCUCCUGAAGUACCUUUCAAAAGACCAAAGCCAGUGGAAGCUUUCUCUGCAUCACUUAUGGAUUACUUCCGAGAUGUGUGCAAAUCUGUGGCCAUGGAGCGUGAAGUAACUCUUGAUCACCUGUUUAUUGAUGGAACACUUGUUCAAAGCCAAGCUGAAACCAAGAUUGGGAAGAAUAGUGUAAGAGCAAUGGAAAAGGAGAUGGUAACUUGCAGUUUGCAAGGGAAGGAAAGGGCAGUCCUUAAAAGAAGCCAACUAUUUCAAAUCCCAGGAGGUAAAGACUUAGACACUAAAGUAAUUGUGGUGCUGGGAAAAGCAGGGAUGGGCAAAAGCAUUCUUGUUCAGAAGAUCUGCCAGGACUGGUCCAAUGGAGAGUUUUCUCAAUUUAAAUUUGUGUUUUGGUUUGACUGCAAGCAAAUAAGCUUGCCUGAGAAGCGAUACAGCCUGAAGGAUCUGCUGCUUGAGUUUUUUGUAAAACCUCAAGAGGGAAGCAAAGAGAUCUUUGAGUAUAUAUUGGAAAAUCCUGCUGAAGUCCUUCUGAUUUUUGAUGGCUUUGAAGAGUUGCAUGAUCAUGAGACUUUUUCUCGUUGCUCAGCCAGCCAGCCUGAAGAAGACUUCUGCAGUAUAAAGGAGCUGCUUUCAGGACUCAUACAAAAAAAGAUACUCCGUGGUUGUACUUUAUUACUUACAUCAAGACCAAAAGACAAAGUAUACCAGUAUGUGUCCAAAGUGGAUAAGACUAUUGAAAUUGUGGGAUUUUCCCCUCAGCAGAGAGAAUUGUUCAUAACCAAGUAUUUCCAAGGCUCGCCCUACAGCAGUAAUGCACUGAAAUUAAUCAAAGAUUCUGAGUAUUUGUUCAGUCAUUGUCACUGUCCUGUUAUGUGUAGAUUUGUUUGUUUUCUCUGUGAGACAGUACUUGAAAUGGGAGAAAAAAGCCUUCCUUCAACACUUACUACAAUCUUCCUGAAGUUUGUUCAGCAAAAGAUCAUACCUAGGCAAACAGAUGUUACAGCUGCACAGAAUCAAGAGAGUCUCACUGCACUAGCCCAUAUAGCCUGGUACCUGGGAGAAAAGCACCAAAGUGUCAUCAAAAGUGAUCUUCCUUCUAAGAAAGUUAAAGAGUUUGCUCUGAAAUAUGGAUUUUUCCUGCCAUUUACUUUCCCAAAACAUUCCAGUAGUGAAGAAGAGGAAUUUGGGAGCACAUUCUCUGAUUUUGUCAUUCAAAAUUUCUUGGUUGCGCUUCACCUUAUGUUAGCAGAAGACAUCAAAGAUAGAAGUCUAACAAAAUACCUUUCCUUUCCAUCCAAGAAAAAACCUCUAAACUGGUUAGAUCUAGUGCCUCGAUUUUUGGCUGGGUUGUUGUUCCUCCAGGAUGACCCCUACUUCUGCUCCUUUUCAAAGAAUGAUGAAAAACAUCCAACCAAGAAGCAGAAAACACUCUUGAAAUAUAUUAGAAGGCUGCAGAUAAACAGGCUCUGUCCAGAGAGGUUACUUGAGCUUUUACACUGUGUUUAUGAAACACAGAGCAAUCAUCUUUUGCAACGUGUGGCCUUAAGGAUCAAGCCAGAGCUCUCUUUUCUGGGUGUAGUUCUUACCCCACCUGAUGUCCAUGUACUGCACUCUAUUUUAAAAAGCUCAAGAAAAGAGUUUUCCUUGGAUUUGCGAAACAGCAGCAUUGACAUGCAAGGGCUAAAAGACUUGGUUGGCCUGAAGAAUGUGACAUCAUUCAGGGCCUCCCUCAGCGAUACAGUCAGGCUCUGGAACUCUUUAAAGCAGACAAAAGACUAUGAAAUGCUGAGAGCAUCAACAGAGAAAUUUGUUCUUGAUCCCUUCAAGGCAAAGACAAUGAAGGACAUCAGUGACCUUUCAGAACUUGUGGAGCUGCAGGAGACAGUGAUCAACUGUGUGCAAGAUGCAUCUGGUUGCAGCAGCUAUGAAAUUCCUGCUAUCAAAAACCUCAGGAAACUAGAGUUUGCGCUGGGUCCAGUAUGUGGCCUUCAAGGAUUCCUAAAACUUGUGGAAAUUCUUGCAGCAUUUCCAUCACUUCAGCAUUUAGACCUUGAUGCUCUGAGUGAAAAUGGCAUAGGAGAUGAGGGAGCAAAGAGUCUAUCAGAAGUCUUUCCAACCCUGACAUCACUGGAAACAUUAAACUUAUCGCAGAAUAAGAUAACAGACGUGGGAGCGGAGAAACUAGCUACAGCUCUUCCUUCCUUGUCUUCAUUAAAGACACUAAGCUUAUACAAUAAUAGCAUUUGUGAUUUUGGAGCAGAAAAUCUUGCGAAAGUUCUCCCUGAGAUGGCAUCUCUAAGAGUGCUAGAUGUUCAGUAUAACAAAAUAACUGGAGUUGGAGCUCAGCAGCUGACUGACAGCCUACGAAAAUGUCCCCAUAUAAAGAACUUGGUGAUGUGGAAUCCCACCAUUCCCUACGGCAUGCUUGAACACCUUCAGCAGAUGGAUUCUAGGAUCAGUGUGUAGACUCAGAUGGUCCCAUAAAGG
Molecule: messenger RNA, 3339 nt
Organism: Dryobates pubescens (Downy woodpecker)
Lineage: Eukaryota; Metazoa; Chordata; Aves; Piciformes; Picidae
Gene: CIITA
Product: class II major histocompatibility complex transactivator
Exons: 18
Coding region: 7-3318 (1103 amino acids)
Biological process (GO): positive regulation of MHC class I biosynthetic process; inflammatory response; positive regulation of transcription by RNA polymerase II
Molecular function (GO): protein binding; ATP binding
Source: RefSeq, a predicted model, not a curated record